Actinia tenebrosa (Australian red waratah sea anemone) is the source of this 2502-nucleotide messenger RNA. RefSeq names its product G-protein-signaling modulator 2-like. The record is from RefSeq and is a predicted model, not a curated record. NCBI's taxonomy places the organism in Eukaryota, Metazoa, Cnidaria, Anthozoa, Actiniaria, Actiniidae.
UAACCGGCUCUAAGAUAUUUUUGUUAAUUAUUUUACAGGUAUAGUUUGGCGUACACUCGAAGAUGCUGGUGCAAGAGUGCUCAGAGUUGCAGAACUGAGCUGCAAAGUGGUAGUUCGCCAAGGAUUCGAGAAAUUUGUUCUUAAGUAUGCAAGGAACAGAGGGAAUAGAAGGCAUCUGGAAAGAAAUGUUUUGCCUCGAUUCAUAAGAGUAUUAGAUGUUAGUGAGGGCUGUCUGUGUUUUGUGCUUGAAACAAGCUACCUUACGUCACUCAAUCAAUUGUGGACGAGCUACAAGGAUGGUUCACUGAAAGAAAAAUUCAAAAAGGCUAUCAAUGAGAUCGACGAAGUACGAGAAAUGUCUUACGGAACAGAGAUGGAUGUAUCUGUCAUGAUUGACGAGGAAGAAUACCGUGAAGCAUUCUGGGUGUUAGUUUGCUCCAAAAUUUCUCAAGGCGAGCUUCAACCGCGUGGUCAACAACGUCGUCAUUCGCUGUCAUGCGAACGAGAUUUAUCUGCCCUUGUCAAACCGGAUUUAACAUGGCAGGAGUGGAUAAUCUUAAACGAGACCAAGAACAAAGUGAUCCAGGAGACAAAAAGAAGAAAAGAUGCGGAAAAAGGAGCUGCAAAGCUGAGACCAGAGGUGAAACUGCAGAAAGUCGAUGAUGCGACAAAAGUGGAAACCGAGAAGGAAACUCCUAAGCUGCAAAGGCCUGAUAAACCUGAAAUGUGGACAAAGGUAGAGGAGGAAACACCAUAUGGUGAGAUACGAAAGAUAGAAAAGAAGAGUGAUGAUACAUUUCAAAAAUUAAAUGAACUUCGCGAAAUGAGUAUAGAGCUCGUCUGGAAGUUAAAACGGCUAAUUACCGCUGACGAUCCUAAAGAAAUGCAAACAUUCCGCAAACAGCAAGAAAAAGAAUUGCAAGAAGCUGUACGCGUAGGUAAUAAGGAGAGAGAGGAUAUUGUCUAUGAAAACUUAGGAAAGGCUUGUCAAUCUCAAGGCAGGUACGAUAAAGCAAUUUUAUAUUACGUUAUGCAAACAGAAAUGGCGAUCACGACAGAAGACAACACUUUCGUGGAAAAGGGGUAUCGCAACUUAGGAUCUGUUUGUCAGUCAAGAGGAAAUUACCAUAAAGCUACUGAGUUUCAUGAGAAAAGCCUCACAUUGGCUAAAAAGAUAGGAGACAGGAAAGUCGAAAUAAGUGCGUACUUGAAUUUGGGAGUUUCCUACCUCUCCCUAGGCAAAUAUCAUAAAGCCAUUGAACWUUGUAAGAAAAGCCUAGAGAUGGCUAAAGAUAUGGGAGACAGGAAAAUCGAAAUAAGUGCGUACUUGAAUUUGGGAGUUUCCUACCACUCCCUAGGCGAAGAUCAUGAAGCCAUUGAACAUUGUAAGAAAAGCCUAGAGAUGGCUAAAGAGGUGGGGGACAGGAAAGUCGAAAUAAAUGCGUACUUGACUUUGGGCGUUUCCUACCAUUCCCUAGGCGAAUAUCAUAAAGCUCUUGAUUAUUAUGAGAAAAGCCUAGGGAUGGCUAAAGAGAUGGGAGACAGGGAAGGCGAAAGAAAUGCGUACUUGAAUCUAGGCGUUUUCUACUACUCCCUAGGCGAAGAUCAAAAAGCCAUUGAAAAUUGUAAGAAAAGCCUAGAGAUGGCUAAAGAGAUGGGAGACAGGAAAGUCGAAAUAAAUGCGUACUUGAUUUUGGGUAGUCUCCCCCACAGCUGCAUUCAGUGUCGUCACGCAACGCUUUCUCCCCAGACUAGCGGCUGCUUUCCCAAGCAAUCAUUCCUUUCCUAUGAAUUACCCAAUCACGGCUUCGUUCUCAAAAACCUGGAACCACUCGCGCCAUAUCGAAAACAACAUUGGGUCGUUAGAAGAAGGCUUCGAGAGGAAGGCAUCAGAAAGACGCUAUACAAAAAAGCUAGAGAGAUUGACAGUCAUAAUGUAAGACARAUCAAGUCCACUGGAGUCCGUGAACGAGGCAAGGCUGUUCCUGUUCUCGAAGCGUAACAGAGACUUGGACAACAUUCCUCUAACACAGGUAUAACUCAGUAUUAACAGCAGAUUGUCAGUUAAAUCAACGAAUUAAUCAAACUGACUAUGAAGCUUUUUUAAUCAUGUCAGUGUUGUAAAUAUUUAUUUUACGUAAUAUACCGUAUAUACCGUAUAUCAAUCUUGUUGUAUUUUGUGAUUGUGAGAUUACUUCUUGAGUACACAGAAAAUAUUAUCAACAUAAAAUGUUAUAGCUUUUAUUCUUAAAUUUUUAACAUAACAUAACAGGAUGCACUUCUGCAGCAUGCCCGGAGGCAGUAUUCCUGAACAGGUGGCUUAACGCAAAAAGAAGGCUACGAUCUGCAAAAAUAAUGUGCCACUUUCCCCCCUUUCCCCCUAGCAAUGUUGGUCAAGAAAGUUUUCUGAAGCGGUUGGCUGGUAAAAUGCAUGCGAGACAACAUUGCUACGGGGGGAGAGGGGGGAUGGUCCUCCAGAAUACUAGGUGGCACAUUUUAUUU